GGGCGGGAAGAGUGAACGGAGCUGGCUGCCGCAGCUAGCGGCUUUAAAUCCCACCGCUGCUCUUUUAAUUCACCUGAGAGCUGGCGCUUGGCAGCCUUUUAAUGAUUCGAACGUUGCGUCUGUAGCGGAUACGCUUCAAACGGAACUUUACGAACGGAUUUUUAUUUUGCAGAUGGAGGAUCCUGCCGCUGAUUCUGGCGGCGGCGACGGUGCAUCAACGAUGGGCCCCGCGGUGCAAGUGUCGGAUAUGUGCUAUACGAUAGGGAUUCUCCCCUGUCGCCUCCUGGAGUGGAAAGUCAAACCGGGAUCUCAUGUCAACGUGGACUCCGUUUUAGCGCUCUGCGUGCCCAUACCCGCGGAGAAGGGGGCAGAGACACCCAGGCUGCCCGAGAGGAAGGUGAAGUCGGACCGCGCGGGGGUAGUCAAGGAGCUGUGCUGUCAACCCGGACAGGUCAUAACUCCUGGGGGUGUCAUUGUCAGAAUAGCAGGAUGCAGCCACCCGAUUGUGAUGAAAGGCUUGUGCGCAGAAUGUGGGCAGGACCUGACUCAGCUGCAGAGCACAAAUGGAAACCAGCAAACUCCCAUCUCCACGGCAACAGUCUCCAUGGUGCACAGUGUACCCGAGUUGAUGGUCAGCUCUGAGCAAGCAGAGCAGCUGGGCCGAGAGGACCAGCAGCGGCUCCACCGCAACAAAAAGCUGGUCCUGAUGGUGGACCUGGACCAGACGCUCAUCCACACCACCGAUCAACACUGCCAGCAGAUGUCCAAUAAGGGCAUUUUUCACUUCCAGCUGGGACGAGGUGAGCCGAUGCUUCACACGCGACUACGGCCGCAUUGCAAGGAAUUCCUGGAGAAAAUUGCCAAACUGUACGAGUUGCACGUCUUCACGUUCGGGAGCCGCCUUUAUGCACACACCAUUGCAGGCUUUCUGGACCCAGAAACAAAGCUGUUCUCCCAUCGUAUCCUGUCCAGAGAUGAAUGCAUCGACCCCUUCUCCAAGACGGGGAAUCUUAGGUAUCUUUUCCCCUGUGGGGACUCGAUGGUGUGCAUCAUCGAUGACCGUGAAGACGUGUGGAAAUUUGCGCCCAACCUCAUCACUGUGAAGAAAUACGUCUAUUUCGAGGGCAUCGGGGACAUUAGCGCGCCGCCAGGCUCGCAAGAAGCUCUGAUGGCCAAGAAAGGAAACCUACCAGGUCGUCCUUCAGAGAGCACAGAAACAUCAGAGACUCUCGGCGCGGAUGAGCAAAACAACGGCCUCAGGAAAAAGCCGGUAAAAGACGGGACCGCGGCAUCCCGCUCUUCUCAGGGCGUCCCGACAAAUGAACGGACGCAUCCCGCCGCGCCGGAUGAGGCAUUGACGGAUAAGCAUUCAGAGGCUGAGGAGGAGGCCGUUGCGAGAAAAACUCACGAGGUUGAUAACCAGGAAAAAAAUAGUAAAGAGGAAAGUAUUAUUAGCAGGACAGGUGAGGUGCAGGACAAUCCAAACUCUUUAACGCCAAACAAUGAGUCCAAUAAUCUGGACUUCGACCUUUCCAGUGACAGCGACAGCGAUUCUGUUAGAGAAAAGCCACCCUCAGUGGACGGUGACAGCGAGGCAAAGAAGUCAGAGCUUGAAGCGGCCUCACAAGACAAUGGCAAUGAAGCAAAAGACGGGAAUAGUGAAGUCCAAAAUUCUGAAUCGGCAGAACCUUCGGAUGUUCUCCUCCCCGAGUUGGGGAACGGCUGCUCGGUCAGGAGGGAACCCGAAACCGAGUCACAGAAUAGCGAACAAUCCGGGGUGACCAUGGGGGAGGAGCUCCUGGACCAGAGCAUGGAGGACGAGGAAGAAGAGGAAGUGGAUAACGACCGGGACGAUCACCUCAUUUAUCUGGAGGAGGUGCUUGAACGGAUCCACGGCGAGUACUACGCCCGCUAUGAGGCUUUCCUGAAGACGGAGGUGCCCGGCACGCCGGACAUUCGCAAGAUCGUCCCCGAGCUGAAAAGCAAGACCUUAGACGGAACGACGAUAGUGUUUAGCGGUUUGUACCCGACCAACUACCCAAUAGAGAGGACUCGUGAGUUCUAUCAUGCCAAGGCACUGGGAGCAAAGAUUGGCAAGAAUUUGGUUCUGGAUUCACAAGAACCCAAUGUGACCACACACCUCAUUGCAGCAAAAUCUGGCACGGAGAAGGUCCGUCAGGCACUGGGCUGCCAGCACCUCCACGUGGUCAACCCCGACUGGCUGUGGAGUUGUCUGGAGCGCUGGGAAAGGGUGGAGGAGCAGCUGUUCCCGCUAAAGGAGGACUACUCCAAGCAGGCAUGGAGCAACAGCCCGGCGGCUUUCCUUGACAAGCAGAGCUCCCGGAACAAGUCUAUUUUCCGAAAUCCGCCCCCAAUCCAGCACAGACCUCCUCCGGCACCCCCUGAAGUUCGAACCUACGACCCUGUCACUGGGAAGCUGAUUCGCAAGGCCCCUCAGGUGUCUCCUUACCUCCAGGCGUCUGAUCAACAAGAGCAGUCGUGUCUCAGGGGAGCGCCGAAUAGUCAGCAAGAUGUGGCAGUAGACCCCAGCCAGGAUGACGAGUCGCUCGAGCCGUCGCAUCGGAAGUGUCAGCCGAGCAUGUCAGAAACGAUGCCGUUGUACACUCUUUGCAAGGAGGACCUCGAGAGCAUGGAUAAAGAGGUGGACGACAUCCUGGGCGAGGAGAGCGACAACGAGAGCGAAGGCCGAGGGAAGGAGAAAGCUGCUCACGAGGAGGCGGAGGACGAGGAGGAGCAGCAGCGGAAGGAAGAGCAGCAGCACCAACAAGGAGCUGGACCACUGACAGGAGGGGUGCUGGGUCCUCAGAUGCUUCGAGCGGAGGACCCGGUCCAGACGACAUCUGACGGGGCCAGUCUGCUGGCCACUGUGUCCAGGAAACGAAAGCACGACGACGUCGCCGAGGAAGACGACAAGGACGGCGAGUCCUCCAAAGAGUCCAACGAUGAGGAGGAGGAGGAGGAAGAAGAGGAGGAGGGAAGUUCCUCAGAGGCGGACGAGAUGGCCGCCGCUUUGGAGGCGGAGCUCAAUGACUUUAUGUGAAGUGGGACACAUCUCGCACACGCACACACACACACCCAUACACACACGCUGUAAUUAAAACAAUGAAUGUCCUGUACAGAAAUGAUGUGUUUUGUAGCAUUAAUAUUCCUGAUAGCCUGUUUUUUUGUUGUUGUUGUUGUUGUUGUUGGUUUUUUGACCCUUUGCUGGGUAUCAAACUAUUUGAUAUUGUUUUAUUAUGAAGAAAAUAAAAUGUAGUAAACAAAUUUGAUACUUUUGAUUUUUUUAUAUUUGUUGGAAGAAAAAGAAGUGGCAAUAAACCUUCCAAAUGUUGUGGCCGCUUAUGCCAAAGAAUUCAGUAGGUUUGCCAAGUUGUGCAGCUAAAUGCUAUGAAUAUUAUUUUAUUAGUGUCACCACAACAACACUGGUCAUCACGUACAUUUGUACAUAGGAUGAUGAUGUUUCUCUAGUGCACUUUGACCCCAGAACUGAACCCCAUCACAUUCAUGUUAUCACCUUAUCUUGACAGCCUUUUCCAACUACUUUGCACUGGAUCCAAUUUUACUUAUGUUGUCAUAUAAAACCACAUUUGACGCCAUCUCAUGCAGCUUGUACAUCUCUAAGUGGGCUCCAAAUUCAUUUUUUUCCUUUUUUUACAUUAAGUGCGUCAUAUUACUGGUAUUUUUCACUUAUUUUCUUCAUGCAUUAAACACUCCUAGCUAUAGGCAAGCCAAUCUUUUUUUUUUUAUUCUUUUUUUUAAAAUUAUUUUAUUUUUCUUCAUGGAAUGUUUUAAGCAUUGUAAUUGUUGACAGCCUAUUCACGCCCAGGUUAUUGGCAGGAUAAAAAUUAUAAAAUAAAAUGAAAAAAUGUGUACAGUGAACCCCCGCAUGUUCGCAGUUCGGCAUUUGCAAAUUUGUCUUCUUGUGGAAUUUUUGGGGAACCUGUCCUCCAUUAUUCGCUUAAGAAAACUCAUAUUACUUUUGUGCUCAGGCCAAUGUUGAUGUGAGUGAAGGAGCUUCAUUUUGUCAGGCCAUAGCUUUGUCUAAAAGAAAAAAAGUUCUUUGCCGCCAUCUUGUGGCAUCUAUAGGCCUUUUUUUUAAUGGGGGUGGGUGUGCAUUACUUGCGGGUUUUCGCUAUUCGUCUAUUACUUGCGUGAAUAUCGGGGGUUUACUGUCUUUUUUAAGGAUUAAAAAUAUGAAGUUGGCCCAAAAUUAAAGUUAAUAUUCAACUUUUUAUCAGUUCAAAGAGGAAGUGGUGCAUCAGUUUAACCACCAUGCGAGUUAAGUUACGCCGGUUUAGGGGUGUUUUCGGCCCGCUUUGUAAUUAAUGACAGACCAUUCUUGUGGAUAUAGAUUAUAAAAAAUAUAUUGUGGUCAAGAUGUGUAUAUUUUUGUUUAUAUAUUUACCAUCUCCUGGCUCCAGGAUUGAAAAUGUCAACAUUUCACCUCCAGUAAUCCCACUGAUCCUUUGUAUUCGUGCUUUUUAAUCAACAUUCUAAUACGUGUUCGAUUUUCCUACUCCAUGCUGACAAAGAAGAUACUUUGACUAAAUAAAGAUGUU
This is a messenger RNA of Phycodurus eques (leafy seadragon), 4580 nucleotides long. It is a transcript of the gene ctdp1, whose product is annotated as CTD (carboxy-terminal domain, RNA polymerase II, polypeptide A) phosphatase, subunit 1. Bases 173 to 3061 code for a protein of 962 amino acids. The record is from RefSeq and is a predicted model, not a curated record. The transcript has 13 exons. NCBI's taxonomy places the organism in Eukaryota, Metazoa, Chordata, Actinopteri, Syngnathiformes, Syngnathidae. Gene Ontology annotation, molecular function: RNA polymerase II CTD heptapeptide repeat phosphatase activity. Gene Ontology annotation, cellular component: nucleus.